Messenger RNA from Musa acuminata subsp. malaccensis (wild Malaysian banana), 1956 nucleotides. Its product is annotated as pentatricopeptide repeat-containing protein At3g47530. Lineage: Eukaryota; Viridiplantae; Streptophyta; Magnoliopsida; Zingiberales; Musaceae. Gene Ontology annotation, molecular function: protein binding; zinc ion binding. The record is from RefSeq and is a predicted model, not a curated record.
UCAUGGCUUCGGCUCGUAUGUUACGACCCAAUGCCACUCUCCGUUCUCUCCCCCACAUCGCCCCUGUUCUUAUUCCCCGUCUCCUCCAUUGCCAUCGCUCGAACACCUCGUCGCCCGACAACCUGCUCGAGCACGACUCCCCGUCGCCGCCCUCCGGGGAUUGCAUUCCUCUGAUAAGAUCCUGCUCCACCAAAGCCCACCUCCUCCAAAUCCACGCCCGUCUCCUCCGCUCCGACCUCGUCCACGACCCCACCAUCUCCACAGCCUUCUUGUCCCGCGCCGCGCUCGCCCCCCUGCGCGACCUGGGCUACUCGCGCCUCGUCUUCGAGCGGAUCCCGCGCCCCUCUGUGUUCCACUGCAACGCGCUCCUGCGCGGAUACGCCGAGAGCGGCUCCCCCGCCGAGGCCUUGCGCUUCUACAACCGCAUGCGGCGACACCUCGGCGUCCGUGGCAACCCCUUCUCCGCUUCCUUUCUUCUCAAGUCGUGCACCAGCAUCUGCUUCUUGUCCGGUGGCAAGCAGGUGCACGGUAGGGUCCUCCGCGAUGGGCAUCAGUGCGACUCCGUUCUGCUGACUUCUCUGAUGGGACUGUAUGCUUCUUGCGGGGAUUGCGAGGGUGCUCACCGCGUUUUCGAUGAAAUGCCUUUUAGAGAUACCGUCACGUGGAACGUCUUAAUUUCUUGCUACUCGCAGAAUCGUCGGAGCAAAGAUGCGCUGCACCUGUUUGACGUGAUGCAGCGACCGGAUCACGGAUGCAAGCCGGAUAAUGUCACCUGCCUGCUUCUGCUUCAGGCGUGCGCGCAACUGAGUGCGCUUGAUUUCGGCGAGCGCGUCCACGAGUACGCCGCGCGAGAAGGUUAUGACCGUGCUUUGAACCUACGGAAUUCACUCAUAGCGAUGUACUCAAAGUGCGGAAGCUUGGACAAAGCUUACACGGUGUUUUCUGAUACUUCUCAGAAGAAUGUUGUCAGCUGGAGCGCCAUGAUUUCGGGGUUGGCCAUGAACGGGUACGGGAGGGAAGCUGUUGAAGCUUUUGGUGCUAUGCUGAAUGCUGGUGUUACUCCCGACGAGCACACCUUUACCGGCGUGCUGUCGGCUUGUAGCCAUAGUGGAUUGGUUGAUCAGGGAUUAAGGUUCUUCGAUAUGAUGAGAGACAAGUAUGGAAUUGCCGCCAAUGCGCGUCAUUUUGGGUGCAUGGUCGACCUUUUGGGCCGUGCCGGUUUGCUCAAUCAGGCCUAUGAGCUUAUAGCGAAAGAGAAGGCUGUUGAGCUAGAUUCCACUACUUGGAGGACUCUUCUUGGAGCCUGUAGGAUUCAUGGCCAUGCUCAGCUAGGAGAACACGUAAUUGGGCACCUGAUCGAGUUAAAAGCACAGCAAGCUGGAGAUUAUGUCCUGUUGCUGAAUACUUAUGCAUCUGCAGGCAACUGGGAGAAGGUGGCAGAAGUAAGGAAGUUGAUGAAGGAUAAGGGAAUCCAGACAAGCCCCGGCUGCAGCACAACAGAGAUAAAUGGAGUGGUUCAUGAGUUCACCGUCGACGAUGAUUCACAUCCACGAAAAGCAGAGAUUUACCGGAUGCUUGAUGAGAUAAAUAGCCAGUUGAAGAUUGCUGGUUAUGUUCCAAACGUGUCAUCUGAACUGCACAGAAUGGAUGAUGAGGAGAAAGAGAAUGCACUCUCUUGUCACAGUGAGAAGUUGGCUAUUGCAUUUGGUAUUCUUGCAACCCCACCAGGAAGAACAAUCAGGAUUGCAAAGAACCUCCGAACUUGCAUCGAUUGCCACACUUUUGCAAAAAUUUUGUCUGCAGUAUACGACAGGCUGGUGAUAAUUAGGGAUCGCAGUCGAUUCCACCAUUUCAGAGGAGGUGGAUGUUCAUGUGAUGAUUAUUGGUAGGUGGGCAUCACAGUUGUUGGCCUCUCAUGCUUUGAACAUUACUCAUUUGCUCAUCAAGCAGAUGAAA